Molecule: messenger RNA, 1269 nt
Organism: Akanthomyces muscarius
Lineage: Eukaryota; Fungi; Ascomycota; Sordariomycetes; Hypocreales; Cordycipitaceae
Exons: 2
Coding region: 1-1269 (422 amino acids)
Source: RefSeq, a predicted model, not a curated record
AUGGCCCCAGCAGCACUAUCGCCGAGCGCCGCUGAGGAGGGGCAUAACUCCUGGAGGACGAGGAGCGAGGCGCUCAAAGACGACUACAUUCGAUCCAUCGACACGCAAGACGUCUGUGCUCUUGCUUCUUACUAUCACGGUAGCCAGGCUUGCUCUGAAUUCCGCGAGCACAAGCGAGGCAGCCAUAACGUUUGCUACUUUAUUGAGUUUACAAAUGACCAAACGAGAUGGGUGGUGCGAUUUCCGCUCACUCCCGUGCUGCAAGACGCACAUCGCAAGUUAGACAGUGAGAUUGCGACAAUGGAAUAUGUCACUUCAAGGACAACCAUUCCCAUACCUCGGGUGCGCGCGCAUGGCUAUUCGGCCGAGCCUGGGCCGAGGAACCCCACGGGGAAGUGUUUUAUAAUCAUCGACUACAUUGCUGGAGAGUCAUUAAGUCAAUCUUCAUUGGCAGACACGACCGAUGAAAAUCGAAACAGAUUUUAUGCGCACCUCGCCGACUUUCACUCGCAGAUGCGCGGCCUGGAAUUUGACGCAGCCGGCGCAUUGGCGCUCGGUUCUGACGGGACCUUCAUGAUCACUGCUCCACUACCCAUGGACAUUGACGCGAGAGAACAGCGCGGAAACGGAAUGCAGAGCCUGCUGAAAACGACCGCCAGCUUGGGAAGAUACGCAGACCAAAUGUAUUCCCUUCUGCUUAGGCGUGCUGCGGAGCCUGUUCAGGAAAUGGGACUGCUUGAUGUGCAGUACCUCGUCUUUGCGCUGCAAGAUUUCGAGAAUCGAAUGAAGGAUUUCGCAUCCUCUAGUAUAAAGCACAAGUUUGUCCUUACUCAUGGUGAUUUGCAGCCGUCCAACAUCAUACUGGCUGAGGACUUCAGCAUCAAAGGCAUCAUCGACUGGGAGUGGGCCGGCACGGUGCCCGCUCCGUUCUUUGUACCCCCUUUGUGGCUUGGAAAGAAUAUCGCACCGGUUGCCAACGAUGAUGAUUUCAAGAAUUCUUUUCUCAGAAUUCGUACUGCUCUGGUUGUUAGUGAUUCAAAGCUGGCGAAGGAGUGGCCGGAAAACAUGUACUGCUCGGCAAAGUACUUCAUCCCUGCGGCCCUUUUGAAUCAACAAUUUUUUAUGACAAUUUACUACACGCAGCUGUUUCCGAUUUACUUUGGCGAGGUAAAGCAGCACGUAAAAGUUCGACAGUUCUUCCAGGACGAUGGUCCUGAUGGCAUCCACAGCUGUAGGGUGGCGAGCCUGAUGCAAGCGGUGGGGCGUUGA